UCACACUUUCUCCCUCCUCACCGCCAGCCCGACCUCCGUCCUCAGCGCAGAACCCUAGAUUACAGAGGCGAAGAAGAGAGUUGGCGAGUUUGUGCCGAGAGGGAUAACCGGUCAUGGAAACCCUAAUGGUGGACCGAGUACAGAGCAGCCUGAGUCAAUUCAUGCACCGGAACGCCAUCUUUCUUUGCGAACGCUUAUGCGCCGAGUUUCCCACAGAGCUGAACUUGCAACUGAUGGCAACUUGUUAUCUGAGGAAUAACCAGCCUUAUUGCGCUUACCAUGUUCUUAAAGGGAAGCAGAUGGCUGUAUCACGCUAUUUGUUCGCACUAUCAUGCUUCCAAAUGAAUCUUCUGAGGGAAGCGGAAGCAUCUCUGUGCCCAGCCAAUGAACCAAACUCCGAGGUUCCAAAUGGUGCAGCUGGUCACUAUCUUCUUGGACUCAUUUACAGGUGCACAAGCAGACGGGCAUUUGCUAUCGAGCACUUUAUGCAGGCUUUGGCCAUAGAUCCUCUUUUGUGGGCUGCAUAUGAGGAGCUGUGUGUGCUGGGUGCUGCGGAAGAGGCAAAUGAAUGCUUUAGUGAUGCCAUUGCUGUUCGAAUUCAGCCACAGUAUUUCUUUGAGUCAAGUUCUCAGAGCAUAGAUGGAGCUAAUGAGGAUCAUAACCUUCCUUCCAGUAGGUCAGUGGGCUCACAGGAUAGUCCGAAGCAAUCAAAGCAAAUUCAUGCUGCCAACAAUAUGCCCUAUUAUCCUCAGGGGGUAGUAACUACAGCUAACUGUAUACCUUCUAAUUUACCACUGUAUAACACACCGUCUCCGCCGGUAACACAGCUAUCUGGUAUUGUUCCACCUCCUGUGUAUAGAAAUGCAUACUUAAACGCUUUAGGUGGAGAUGUUUCUUCCAAACCUAAUGCUCAUGCCACCACUCAGGCUCCAAGAAGAAAGUUCAUGGAUGAAGGGAAACUUAGAAAGGUUUCAGGGAGGCUCUUUUCUGGUUCGGAUUCUGGACCCAGAAGAAGUGCAAGACUUUCUGGAGAUGCAAUGGCUAAUGUCAAUCUUCAUUCUUCCCAAACUGGAGCAAAUGGCACAAAUUACUCUUCCGCAAAAUUUCUAGGAGGAUUUCCUUCAUCUAAAAUGGGCUCAUCAGCUCUUCGUUCUGUGUCAAAUCGGAAGGGGCAACAAUUGUCUGCUGAAAGUUUUGAUGAAGGGAGAAGACCAGACACUCUUGAUGUUCCGUGGUCUCAGGCUUCUGCAGCAGCUUCAUCUUCAUUAUCGAUGCUGUCCGAUGGUGCAAAUACUGACCAAGAAAGAGGACAUCCUGCUAGUUGUGGAACUUCAGGUCAUGAAUCAGGGGUUAUAACUGGUGUCAAGGACCUAUUAUUCCUCUUACGAAUUCUUGGAGAAGGCUAUAGGCUUUCUUUUCUAUACAGGUGCCAGGAUGCAUUAGAAAUUUAUCUUAAACUUCCACAGCAUCAGUAUAAUACGGGUUGGGUCUUAUCCCAGGUAGGAAAACUAUACUUUGAACUGGUAGAGUAUUUUGAGGCUGACCGAUUAUUUGAUUUAGCCCGUCGCCUAUCGCCAUGCACAUUAGAGGGAAUGGAUGCUUACUCGACUGUUCUAUAUCAUUUGAAGGAAGAAAUGAAGCUAAGUUAUCUUGCUCAAGAACUAGUCUCCAUCGAUCGAUUAUGUCCUCAAGCAUGGUGUGCUAUGGGUAAUUGCUACAGUUUACAAAGAGAUCAUGAAACAGCGCUAAAGAAUUUCCAACGUGCAGUUCAACUAGAUUCAAGAUUUGCCUAUGCUCAUACGCUCUGUGGCCAUGAAUAUAUUGCUCUCGAGGACUAUGAUAACGGGAUAAAGUGCUUUCACAGCGCUCUCCAAGUAAAUGAACGACAUUAUAACUCUUGGUAUGGCCUAGGAAUUGUAUUCCUUCGCCAAGAAAAAUUCGAGUUUGCAACACAUAAUUUUCAUAGAGCUUAUCACAUAAACCCACGUUCUUCCAUCAUCAUGUCCUAUUUGGGAAUGGCUUUGCAUUCUUUGAAGAGAAAUGACGAGGCGUUGGUGCUGAUUGACAAGGCCAUUAUAGCGGAUAAGAAGAACCCACUUCCAAUGUAUGAGAAGGCUAACAUUCUCGUAAGCUUAGAGAGAUAUGAUGAGGCUCUGAAUGUUUUGAAGCAGCUAAUAGAGUUUUCUCCGCGGGAGAGCAGCGUGUACGCAUUGAUGGGAAAGAUUUACAAGAUCCUUAACAUGCAUGACAAGGCAAUGUUUUAUUUUGGAACUGCCCUGGAUUUAAGGCCUCCAGCAGCUGAUGUCGCAGUCAUAAAGUCUGCGAUGGAGAAACUGAACUUGCCUGAUGAAUUGGAGGAUUCAUUGUAAACCAAGUGUUUGAAGGAAGGUCCGACGGCGAACGUCUGAAGCCGGCCUGCCUGGGCUUUCGGGCAAUCCGUUCUUUAGAACCCCGACGGAGAAGAAGUUUCCGGAAGCUGGUGCGGGUUCUAGAGUGUAAGAUAAACCAUUUCUCAUUUUUGUAGCAUUAGGAUGUAAUUAGGAGAUUCAAUUUAAUACCUUUUUUUAAGUGUGUAAUGAUAAAUUCUUACUUGUAAGUGCAAGAACAUGAGCCAUAGGAAAAUGUAGUUCAAUUCCUAUUAUUAUUAUUAUUUUAAUAUUUGUAGCAUUUCAUUUGAAUCUAAA
This is a messenger RNA of Phalaenopsis equestris, 2684 nucleotides long. Its product is annotated as cell division cycle protein 27 homolog B. Gene Ontology annotation, biological process: cell division. The transcript has 16 exons. The record is from RefSeq and is a predicted model, not a curated record. Gene Ontology annotation, molecular function: protein binding. Lineage: Eukaryota; Viridiplantae; Streptophyta; Magnoliopsida; Asparagales; Orchidaceae. Bases 114 to 2369 code for a protein of 751 amino acids.